Messenger RNA from Coregonus sp. 'balchen', 6754 nucleotides. Lineage: Eukaryota; Metazoa; Chordata; Actinopteri; Salmoniformes; Salmonidae. The record is from the annotation of a GenBank genome assembly.
AUGCCAGUCAUGGGAGCUCCCUCACUUCUGUUUCUGCUCCUCCUGAGCCCGAGCCUGGGGGAAGACACAGGUGAGAACCUAAAUGUUCCACACAGCUGAUACCGUGCUAAUCUGUUGGAAAACUCAUCUUCACGUAUAAUGAAUCUGGGGUUUGCAGGUUUCUCCACCUGUUGUGUGAAAUGAGUUAUUUGAGUUUAUUGUCAAAGAAAGGAAAAUGGUUCUCAUCACACAUACAGUACUUACUAAUAACUAGAUCAUGUGAUACCCCUUCCUGGGAUGCUUUAGCACUAGUCACCUUACUCAUACCUCUUCCUGUAAUGACAGCCAUAAGCUUUGCCACAGUGAUUACAAUCAUAGCAUAGCGUAUUAAUGCUAACACUGUGCCCUCCUAUCCACUCCUAUGCACCUCCACAGUGGCGGAGGACAUGGGUGUUCACCAGCUAGGUCGUCUGGUGGAGCUGCUGACCUCCAGGGAGUGUGAGGACCUCCUCUCUGCCCUGUCCCACCCAGAGGAGAACAUCUUCCAGCAGCUGGACCAUCUCUCACUGGAGAACAACCAACUGGACCUCCAGAAGAGAGUCAAGAGAGACACUGGUACUGCAACGCUGACAGUACAUCACGACCAAUAGCUCAUUCAUUACACUGUGCAAACUCAGCUGGGUCUGCACCAUACAUUUACUGUACUUCUACACAUAUGUUGAUGUAUAGAGAGCAAUGCAACAAUCAAUCAAAAGGGCCUAGCUAGCUGUCCUAGCUAUCUGAAUAUACAAAAUGCUCUGCUUUAACUAAACACUAUAUAAUGGAUAUAUUAUAGUGAGGCAUUCAAUGUGAUUGUUUAUUAUCCCAGUCUGUGAGGACUCAGAGGAGAGUGAGCGGUCUGUUCCCACAUGUCAUGUUCUGUUUGCCUCUCCCUAGUUAGCUGCAGCAGCGUGGCUGGGCCUGCUGUCUGAGGGCCAUAUGCUGUAUGUUUAUCAGACAGGAACAGCGAGGCUCAGUGCCGGACAGCUCUGACAGACUGGCUGCUGAAGCAUGGAGAACAGACAUACUACGACAGGCUGUCUCGCGCCCUGCAACACAUCGGAAGGACAGACAUUGCCAUAGGUCAGACAGAGAGAUACAGUGCAUACAUACACACACACUCACACACACACAUACUCCCGCAAACACGCACGCUCGCACACACACAGCACUGGUGACGUCUCAUUGAACGUAGUCAUCAAAAAUAUGGGAUUCAGCUGCCAGGGAACAACACGAUAAGUUAACUUGAACACAUUUUAUUUUGACAUUAUUUCAGUGCACAAGGCUACUACACAAGGCUUCAAUAGCAUUGUCUACAUAAUUACCUCAUUACAACAAGAUCCAUUUUAAUUGGAAUUUCAAAAAUGGCAUAUUUUGCGCAAUGCCUGUCUCUGGCAUGUGGUGGGGUCUAGUGUAGAAGAGACUCCACAGUUGAGUGGCGAUGGAUCUGAGGUGUAAAUGAUCUGACAGAGGACUCAGUGGAGCUCACACCACAUUCACUACAAACCAUCUGGUCCUUUCAUCAUCAGAGAUGGAGAAAAGGGGGGGGGGGGUAGAGAGAGUGGGGGUAGAGAGAGAGAGAGAGAUAUGGGUAGAGAGACAGAGAUAGAGAGGGGGGGUAGAGAGAGAAAGAGUGAGAGAGGGGGGCAGGAAGAGACAGACAGAGAGAAAUGACAAAAGAGUGACAACACAAGAACAUCCCUUCAGUCAAUACUGUGUAUGAAAGCUAUUUAUUUUUCGAUCAGAAUGAAUGUGUGGAAUAUGUGGAUACAAAACACCAAUUAUUCAGGACCUGAUUGCAAUUAGGAAUAAAUCCACUUUUACACAACAACUUAGUCUGUUUACUUUAUUUUUGUAAGUAAAAGUGAGAGCAGUUGCUGUACUGCUUAGUUCAAGUCCAUUAACUUAUGGAGGGUACCCAACACGUUAUCCAGUGUCUCUCGGUCUCUCUUUCCCAAUGCAUAAACUGUAGAUGGGUCGCUCCACGAAAAGAGUGUAUUUUGCAUCCCUUUGAUAUUUUAAGUAGAAAGUGGGUACCAAUAUUAAAUGUUAAAAGCCUGUGCCAAAAUUCCGCAUGACAUGUCCCUUUGUGCACCCUCCGUCUUAUAGGAAGAAUUUAACCCACUUAACCCCAAAAUGUCUCCAAGUUUUCAUUUUCUGGUGUUUUGUGGUGGAAAACUGAGAGGGUCAAGCAUAACACGUCAACCAUGUUACCCAAAGAUAGACAGGCUAGAAAUGUUUUAACAAUAGUUAAAAUAAAUGUUGUGAAGCUUGCAUUCAAUUGUCCCUCCCUGUUGCACACAACAAGCUUCCAUUCCCCCUGUCACAAGGGGAUUUAUGGCUGAUUUAAGAUGAAAUCUUCAACCAUGUUGAGGUCAACACUGGCACUUAGUAAUUUUUUUAUUUAACCUCUUGAGAUGGAAAAACGUGUUUUUAUGAAGUUCAACUCUUUAUGACAGAAUGUUCAAGUUAGGUGAAAUCAAAAGCUUUUUUUGACCAAGUUACACUUCUGAAAAGGAAGUGGUGGAACGACCCAGAUAGUCCUAUAGGUAUAGACCAUUUUGAGUAGCCAUUCACAGUACCAAUGUUCUGAUGUUCUUCCAGAGGUGGGGAAAAAUAUCAACCAGGACAAAACCCUGAGUAUGAAGAAGUAUGUGGAGGAGUACCACCAGAGAGUCAGCUCCAUAGAGUCUCCACUGGUCCAGUCAGAGACAGAGGAACAUCAUGUAGAUAGAAAGCCCCAAGCAAGACAUGGUAAAGUAUAGAGCCCCAGGCUAGAUAAUGGACACAUAAUUAAGCAAUAAGGCCUGAGGGGGUGUGGUAUAUGGCCAAUAUACCAAUUACAUUGGUAACCAGUUUCUAAUAGCAGUAAGGCACCUCGUGGGUUUGUGGUGUAUGGCCAAUAUAUCACAGCUAAGGGCUGUUCUCCGCAAUGCGGAGUGCCUGGAUACAGCCCUAAGCCGUGGUAUAUUGGCCAUAUACCACAAACCUACAAGGUGCCUUAUUGCUAUUAGAAACUGGUUACCAACGUAAUUAGAGCAGUAAAAAUAAAUGUUUUAUCAUACCCGUGUUAUGAUAAAACAUAUAUACCACGGCUGUCAGCCAAUCAGAAUUCAGUGCUCGAACCACCCAGUUUAUAAUGUAUUAUAAAGAUAAUGUGAUGGUGCACGUAAUCUCUACACUGUACUGUGAAGGAAAGCCAUUGAAAUAAAGAUUUGGUUGCACUAGCUGGGCAGUGAGCCAUCGAAUGUAUUACUAACCAUCAGCAUCAACUCGUCACUUUGAGGAACUAUUUUUCCCAGGACAACUGAAAAUUCAAAGAUGCAAUUAUCACCUGUCAAAAAGCCACGUUUUCUCAUGGGCACGGAGACCAAGUAAAAAAAAAAAGAAAACAGGUGUCUGAUUCUCCUCUGAUUUGGCUGGACUCUCCUUCUGUCCUUUUGUUGAGUGGUUGUUUGUCUCUGUCAGUAAAGGAAUCUGUUGUUGUGCUUUUGUUGAAUGUUGGCAGUAAGAGAUCUGCUGUUGUGCUGUUGUUAAUUGGUUGACAGUAAGGAAUAUACCAGUGAAGGAGCUGAUAUGGAGUGACCUGGAGCUUGUGGUGGAGAGAGAUCCUGUCCAGCCGUACCAACGACGCCUACUGGACGGGGCGUGGCCCCUGGUCUACGGAGUCAUGCUAGGCUUUGCCGGGACCUUCCUCAUGGGGGUGCCCAUCCUCCUCUUCCUCCUGUACAUCUCCCGGGGCGACCAGAAGAAGCUACUCCGCCGCUCCUACAAAACCAGGGGUCCGUCAUCAUCAUCACAUGGUCGCUACCGUCGCUCCAGACAGAAACCCAUUGCUGGGGCUGGAGAUGUGGCAUCAGCAGAAAUGGCUCCUCAAAACCCAUUACGUCACAUGGAAAGGUCAAGGGAUUCAAGCCUGGGGCUGUAUUCCCUCUCUCCAAGUCAAGACAGUGAUCCACUGGGGGUACACAUAAAGAACAAAUGAGAAUAUGUGAAAAAUACUCACACUAGAUUCCUAAAGAUAGUCUACAACAUUUUGUCCCCUCUGUGCUCUGAUGGCUUCAUUUCUCAUCUAUACACUAUGCUGCAUAUUCAAUUAACAGGCUCAAUGUUCAGGUUAAUGCUGUAGGGCCACAGUGUUUAUUAAAGCAACUCUGACUCAACAGCAAUGACAUUUCAUUAUUUCAUUACGCCAUUGACAAUAAGUAAUGUAAUCCAAGCACUGCUAUCCCCUGUAUCCAGCCAGCCCCUCGCCCUCCAACCUUCCCAAUGCAGCUGGACAAUGGGCUUUGUAAUAGACCACUCCUAAUUAUGAUACAAGACGAUAGUAAUAAUACCCUUUCUGAUAAACUAAUAAUAAUCCAUGCUGUGUUUGGUGGGGUAAUAAGCAUUACCAUUUUGCCAGUGGCUAGAUGAGAUGAGUGGUGUGACUGUGACAGAUGCGUUGGAACCGUUGGAACCCAGCCCUCACACCAAAGGUUGUUCCAGUGUUCCUAUGACAGACACGCCACUUCCCAUCUCCCUCCCGAUGACUGCACUGUGCCCGUCUCUACCUCCCGGUGGUGGUGACGGCGGUGUGCCCGUCUGGCGAUGAGGAGCAACUAAUUACCCAGCCUGCCGCCUGCUCCCUGGAGCCUGGAGCCUGUCUGCAUGCCCAUACCUCCACAGGCAGUCCCAUCCCACACUAAUAACAAUGCUGCUAGUAGACAAUGAGACACAGGCUUGGCAGUGACAACGGCAUGUCAUCCUCAGACAGAGAGACAGAGUCCAAAUGGAAAAUAAGAAACUAGCCACUAGGCCAACAGAAAGAACAAUUGUAUGUGUAGGUGUCUAAACUGUACAGUAGCUGGGACCUAGAUGUUGCAAAGCUGAGCAUGACAUGGACUAUUUCAUAGAAAUGUCUCGUAAAGUAGUGAUGACAUAAACUCAUACUCCAUGGCAGUAUGCUAUUAUCUUGAAGCAACAAUUCUAAUUCAUUACAUGCAAUGUAACAUGCUUGCACCUUUCACAUACAGAACAUUGAUGAGACAAACACUAUCAAAUAGCCCAGCAGGACCCUCGCAGCACUGAAGUACUUUAGUGCUCUCCAUCUUUCUUUACUCUCCUUUCCCUCUUAUCCCUACUUUCUAGUUCUUCUAUAAUUUAGCUAAUUACUUCAAUAUACAAAUGUGUCCUAAUGUGCUUCAGGAAGCACGCAGCUCAGAUUAAUACUGCUGCUAAGCAGCAAUUAGAGUCAAUUAGAUUAUAAAUCAACAUCUAAACAAAUUAUAGACCAAGCUACAGUGGGAGUUGCGUGUGUGUGCAGAGAGAGGCCAAGAGGGUAUGAAAGUUGAACAUAUUGCAGAAGUCAAAGGGAGAACGUUGAAGUCUGACAACAGUUAUCACAAGUAGUUUAACUGUACGUGAGGAGACUCCAUUUUAAACACGUUUUCGUAUUUUGGGAAUCGAAAUAAUAAUCAAGUUCUUUUGAUUAACUAAAAAGGAAUUGCAUUUUCCACAUAUUUCCAAACAUUUGUACACUAACUUUACUUUCAAACAAAAAGAUGGAACACUAGACCCCUAGGAGGCAAAAUUCCUGACAAAAGUAGGCUACACUUCUUCUUCUCUCUAUUCCCCUGAAGAAUGGUUAGACCCUGGUACUGUUGACUAUGACAGGCUCAGUGCCCGCUGUGGGCUCACCUGUGUUGCAGUAACCAUGGGAGAGGAGAGCUGGUGUUCUCUAUGCCUGAGUGACCCACACAUAAAAGACAACAUCCCACCUGGGGCCUGUCUCUCACAGUAAAAGACACCCAGACAGUACAGACAGUGUGUUGUUGUCACACCAGGGUACAAUAGCUCUCAGGUGGUGGCGGAGCUGUGUGAUAUGAAAACCAUGGCUGGGCCCGCUGACACAUGCCAAAUGGCCUGAGAGAUGGAGAUUUGAAGAUUGUUCAAUGCAUUUUACCAUGACAUUUCAGCAAGCUCAAAUGUUUCGAUUGCAGUUCGGUCAAUUGUACAGUAUAGAUUGGUAUUUGGACAUUUGGCUGCAUUCCCUCUCUCCAAGUUCAGGCCUUGUUCCAUGAUGAAGUAGGCCUUACCUACAUUUCUAAGUUCUCUCAUUCAAAGAAGCCAUAACAGAAGUCACAGUUGAAAAGAAAGGAAAAUCUGACAUCAAAUUGACAUUUACUGCUCAAGCACAGCAAAAUGAGCAAGACAACGCUUUUCAGGCACAUCCAUCCAUUCUUAUGUAGAUCAAAUGUAUUUAACAAUGGUUUCUUGUGGUUAUUUAACAGUCUGCAGAGCAGAGGGCUUAUCAAACAGAAUCCUCUAUUCUCUGAGGAGAGCACAUCUGUCUUCUGUCAUCGGCUCUGCUCAGCAGAAGGAGUCAGAAGUGCUUGUCUGGAAUAAAACUAAAGCUCGACGGGAUGUGUGGCAUGCGAGAGGAUGCUCAGGCUGGGGCUCAGACAGAGGAGGCUGGGGUGCCCUUGAUAUGCUGAGUGUGGAGAGCGCCGGGUGUAGCUAGGCCUCUGGGGUGUGCUUAGUGUCAUUAAAAGCUUUAUCUUCCUCUCCCUUCAUUUGCAUCUCCAGUCAUCCGCGGGCCAAUGAGGUGAUGCAGCACCCACUGGCCCAAUCCCCCUGCUCAGCCAUCAGCUGCCUGUCACUUGGCGAGUCCUCCCCCACCCCUACUACCUCCCUCCCCCUGGCUCAAUACAUAUGGAUCACAGGAAAGAAAGAUCACAUCUCUAUGCUGUUUUAA